This is a messenger RNA of Saccharomyces eubayanus, 1347 nucleotides long. It is a transcript of the gene RAD57, whose product is annotated as putative DNA-dependent ATPase RAD57. Gene Ontology annotation, biological process: DNA repair; mitotic recombination; DNA strand invasion. The transcript has a single exon. The record is from RefSeq and is a predicted model, not a curated record. Lineage: Eukaryota; Fungi; Ascomycota; Saccharomycetes; Saccharomycetales; Saccharomycetaceae. Gene Ontology annotation, molecular function: double-stranded DNA binding; ATP-dependent DNA damage sensor activity; ATP binding. The coding region runs from base 1 to 1347 and encodes 448 amino acids.
AUGGAUCUUUACGAUGAAUUGCCAGAAAGUAAGCUCCUUUAUGACGAAGAAUACGUGUAUCUUUUGGAUGCAGUUCAACAGAACAAUGUCUGCGUUGUAGAUUUUCUAACGCUUACACCAAAGGAAUUAGCAAGGCUAGUACAGAGGUCAAUAAAUGAAGUCUUCAGAUUUCAGCAAUUGCUUGUCCAUGAGUAUAAUGAAAAAUACCUAGAAAUUUGUGAAAAGAGCUCAAUCAGUGCAGAUGAAGGUCCAAAGUGUUUUUCAACCGCUGAUGUAGCGAUAGAUGAAUUGUUAGGUGGAGGAAUUUUCACGCAUGGUAUUACAGAAAUAUUUGGGGAGAGUUCUACCGGCAAAUCUCAACUACUAAUGCAGUUAGCGCUAAGUGUCCAGCUCUCUGAAGCUACUGGAGGCCAAGGGGGAAAAUGUGUAUACAUCACCACAGAAGGUGAUUUACCUACCCAGAGACUGGAAAGUAUGCUAUCCGCUAGGCCGGAUUUUGAAAAACUAGGCAUUUCACAAUCUAAAAUCUUUACGGUUAGUUGUAACGAUUUAAUAAACCAAGAACAUAUCAUUAAUGUUCAAUUACCCAUCUUAUUGGAAAGAUCUAAAGGCUCAAUAAAACUGGUUAUAAUAGAUUCAAUAUCUCACCACUUGAGGGUGGAACUUCAAAACAAGUCUUUCAGAGAAUCCCAGCAUAACAAAAACUACUUAGACAAAAUGGCAGAAAAGCUGCAAACUUUGGCCCAUGAUUAUUCAUUAGCCGUUGUAGUGGCUAACCAAGUAGGAGACAAACCACUAGGAAAUAGUCUGGUACCGCAUAAGGCGUAUGUAACUGACUAUGACUACCAGCUAGGUUGGUUAGUAGGGUGGAAAAACUCUACUAUUCUUUACCGGCAGAUGAAUUCACUGCUGGGAGCAAAUGCCAACAACGAUGAAAUACUUUCAGACGAUGAAGAUUAUAUGUUAAUCGAGAGAGUACUAAAAAAUGUAGAUGACCGAGCUCAUAAAUAUUCCUCACAAAAGAAAGAUCCAAUCAAAACUGAAAAGAAAUUUUUCGAACAACUCCCACAGGGCUUUAUUAACCAGCAAAAGAAAAAAAGAAAGUUCGACUAUCGUGUUCCUAAUUUAGGUCUGACAUGGUCUAAUCAUGUAUCAACACGAAUAUUACUUCAAAAAUCAUUCAAAGCUUCAACAAUAAUUCAGAGAGGCGAAGCUCACCUUUAUACGGGAAAUGACCCAGCAAAUUUUUGGCAAGUUAGAAGGACACUGAAAGUGGUAUAUUCGACGUUCGUUAAACCUGGGCAAAUGGCAUACCAAAUCACUAAAAGAGGGAUAGAAACAGUUUGA